Plasmodium adleri (nom. inval.) is the source of this 3168-nucleotide messenger RNA. RefSeq names its product trimethylguanosine synthase, putative. The record is from RefSeq and is a predicted model, not a curated record. Bases 1 to 3168 code for a protein of 1055 amino acids. NCBI's taxonomy places the organism in Eukaryota, Apicomplexa, Aconoidasida, Haemosporida, Plasmodiidae. Gene Ontology annotation, cellular component: nucleus. Gene Ontology annotation, molecular function: RNA cap trimethylguanosine synthase activity. The transcript has a single exon. Gene Ontology annotation, biological process: 7-methylguanosine RNA capping; 7-methylguanosine cap hypermethylation.
AUGCUUAAAGUGAGAUAUGAGAAGUUAAACGAUAUAAGGAAGGAUGAUGAAAUAUUAAAUAUUUCUUUUGUAGCACAUCCAUGUUAUUAUUCAGUGUUAGAUUUAGAAGAAAGAGAAUUAUUUAAUAAAAGAAUUUAUGAAAAUUUUUGUAAGGUGGCUGAAAGGGUUGAUAUAUAUGAUAAGAAUGAAUAUCUAAGUGUUUAUAGAAGACAUGAUAAGAAAUGUAGAGAAUUACAUAUGCUAAAAAGUUGGGAGUUAUUAAAGAAUACAUAUAGAUAUAAGAUGCCUGUAAUAUUUAAAAAUUUAGAAGAUUUUGAUUUAUAUAAUAUGGAGAAGAUAAGUUAUUAUUCAAUUAAUUAUAAUAAAAAAAAAGGAUCAAAAGGAAAUAGUUAUGUUGUUCGAAAUAAGAAGAAAAUAAAUAUGAUUGAGAAAGAAAAAUGUUUUAUUUUAGAUAAUCAUAUGAUAUAUUCUAUGACACCUGAGUAUAUAGCCAAAAGUAUUAGUAAAAAUAUAUUAUUGAAUAUGAAUUAUAUAAAGAAGGGAUGUAAAAAAUUAUUAAGUAUAAAAGAGUAUAAUAAAAAUAGUAAAAAUCAGGAUAAAAUUAAUGAUAAUUUAUAUAAUUACAAAUUGGAUGAUUAUUAUAAUGAUAAUAUGAAUUAUAAAGGUAGUAAUAUUUCUAAGAGAAAAAAUUUUUAUCCUAUUAAUAAAAAAAGAAAGAUAGAACCCAUUUUGAAUAGUAAUAAAAGGUUUCCUAUUGAUAGAAAAAAAAAAAUAUUAAUUUAUUUAGACCCUUUUGCUGGUGCAGGAGGGAAUUGUAAUCACAUGAAUGAGAUAUUUACAAUUGGAUGUGAUAUUAAUAUUUAUAGAAUAAAACAAUGUCAGCAUAAUUGUAAGUUUUAUAAUAAGAAUGUGGAUUUUAUUUUAUGUGAUUUUUUUAAUCUAAUUACUCAUUUUAGAAAGGAUACAAUUGAUGUUAUAUUUUUUAGUAUACCUUGGGGUGGACCAAAAUAUAAGAAUAAAAAAAAUUUUAAACUAAACUCUGAAAUAAUAAAUAAUAUAAGUGUAUAUAAAUGUAUUGAAGUUUCUAUAGAACUAACUGAAAAUUUAAUUUUCUAUCUUCCAAGAAAUGUCUGUAUGAAGGAAUUAUAUUAUUUGUUUGAGUAUUAUAAAAAAUUAGUAAGUAAUAAAAAAUAUAUAAAUUUAAAAAAUCAUGAUAUUUCUAAAUAUGAUAUAAAAGAAAAAGAUAUGAACAUAAUAAGUAAUGAUAAAUAUUAUGAAAAUGGUAGUAAAUUACAAAAUAAUAAUAAUAAUAUGUUAUUAGAAUUAUAUAUAAAUCGAACUAGAUGUAAUUACGAAAAAAAAGAUGAUAAUAGUUUAAAUAAUUUUUUUUAUUUUUUAAAUCAAAAAUGUAAUAUAUAUGAUAAUAAAUUUAUUUUUUCAAAUGUGCAAAAUCUUUUUCAUAUUAAUAUUGAUCAUUGUUAUAAUAUAUUUAAUUCUUCUAUGAGUGACAAAACAUUUAUUCAAAGAGAAACAUAUGGUGUACUUGAUGAAUGCUUAUAUGAUAAUAUUAUAAAUAAUAGUAAUGAGCAUAUGAUUGAAAUAUAUGAUUAUAAUAAUAACCUAUAUAGUUAUGAUAAUAAUGUUGAGGAUGAAAAGAAAGAAAUAAAAGAAAAUAAAAAAUAUUCAAUUAAUUAUUAUAAUAAGAAUGAUAUAGAUACAAAUUAUGCUGCUAAUAAGAAAAAGAUGAAAAAGAAAAAUAUAUGGUCGUGGCAUAAUACAUGUAUGGUUUUAUAUCUUGGUAAUAUAUCUUCAAAUAUUAGAAAUCGAAAAAUUAUAAACAUUAAAGAUAUGUAUUAUAUUGAUAAGAAAUUAUCAAAUAUAUUAAUAGAUAUACAAAUUGAUAAGAAUAAAUGUAAGCAUUUUUUUUUUUCCUAUAACAAUUUUGUUAAUAGUCAAAAAAAGAAAGUUUUUUUUGAUAUCUAUCAAAAUAAAAACAAGUUAUUUAAUAAUAUGUUUUAUAUAAAUAAAAAUGAGCUAAUAAUAAAAAAAAAAUAUUUAAUUAAGGAAAAUAACAUUUUAUAUAUAAAUAUUUUUAUUAUGAAAAAAUUAUAUAAUAUAAUUGAAAAAAUAAUAUUACUUUUUUUUAAGAAUAUAAAAAAUAUGAUAGGUUAUAACAAAAUAAGUUUCUUAAAUAAAAUAUGUAUACAAUUACAAAAUGUAUAUCAUGAUAAAAUAUUAACACAAUAUAUUGAUAAACAUGUUGAUAUUAAAAAAUAUGAAACGUAUAUUUAUAAGGAUGAUGAUAAGAAAAUACAAUUAUGUUAUAUACAUCUAUUUGAUUAUUUUAAUAUUAUAAUAAAAAAAAUUAAGAAAGAAUUUAUUUUGUUGUUUAGUAUAUAUUUAUAUGAUAUAUCAUAUAUGAAAUAUUAUUUUAGACACAAGAAUGUUAAUAUACAAAAAAAAAAAAAAAAAAAAUUUUUUUCUACACAAUGUUUAAAAAAAAUUCAUUAUAAUAUAAUAAGAAUAUUAUUUAAUUUCUUAUUAUAUAUGAAAAUAUAUUUGAAUAUUGUAUCUAAUAAUAUAAAAUUGGAGAAUUAUUUUGAUCAGCACUUUGUUUUAGAUAAUAUGAAUAUAGACAAUAUAACUAAUAACCUUUUAAAUAGGUUUUUUUUGAUAUAUUCUUUGAGAAAAGAAAAAAACACAAAUUAUAAUUUUAAAACAAAUAAUGUUGUUACGCCAUAUGUAGAUUACUUUAAAAACUUUAUAAAAUAUAUAAUCCAUAUAUCUAUUAAUUUAGAGUUAAAAGAAAAUAAUGAAGAAAAAACAAUAUCUAUGAAUCAUAUGAGUAAUUUUUUUUUUCGUUCUUUAUUUAAUAUAGAAAAAAGGGUUCAUAUACUUAUAAAUAAGCUGAAUAAUAAUAUAAAUAAUAAUGAGGAUGAUAUAAAAUAUUAUAAAUAUAAUUUAUAUUUGUUUUUAAUUCAUUUUUUUACAAAACAAUUUUUAUAUAAUAGUCACGUUAAUAUAAAUCUGGAUUAUUUUAACACCCUCCUUUUUUUUUAUUUAAAUCAGGUAUAUAACUUGUCAAAGCAUCAAGAGGGCUACAUAAAUAUAUUUCAUCAUUUUCUGAAUAAUUUUUUAUAUAAAAACUUUUUCCUAAAAAUAAAAUAA